Salvelinus fontinalis (brook trout) is the source of this 2722-nucleotide messenger RNA. It is a transcript of the gene wif1, whose product is annotated as wnt inhibitory factor 1. Gene Ontology annotation, cellular component: cell surface; extracellular region. The record is from RefSeq and is a predicted model, not a curated record. Lineage: Eukaryota; Metazoa; Chordata; Actinopteri; Salmoniformes; Salmonidae. Gene Ontology annotation, molecular function: signaling receptor binding. The coding region runs from base 186 to 1343 and encodes 385 amino acids. The transcript is spliced from 10 exons. Gene Ontology annotation, biological process: anatomical structure development.
UGUACAAGUAGCUUGCGACGUAGUACAGGCGUCUCACUGUCAAUGAAAGAGGCUCACUCACGGCAUACCAGACUUGAGUACAGUGGCUAACCCAGCAUACACAGACACACAAUUUAACUACGAGGAGACCGAACGGAGAUACAUUUACAAUUUAAAGGGUUAGAUUUGAGAGGCUGCAACUCAGGAUGGCUACAGAGACAGACUCUGUUUUUCUGUCCCCCAUCAAAACGUGCUUUCUUCUACUUUUGGGUGGUUUGAUGUCCAAAGCUGCGCAGGAGCAGCAGGGAAGUUUCUACAUGUGGAUUGAUGCCAACCAAGCCAGAAUCCUAAUUGGUUUUGAGGAGGAUAUCUUGAUCGUGUCAGAGGGAAAGAUGGCUCCAUUCACAACUGACUUCAGAAAGGCCCAGCAGAGGAUGCCUGCGAUACCUGUCAAUAUCCAGAACGUCAACUUCACCUGGCAAGCGACUGAACAGGCAGAGUACUUCUAUGAGUUCCAGACUCUGCGCUCCAUGGAUCUGGACAUCAUGGACAACCCCACGGUGAACGUUCCUCUCCUGGGCUCUGUACCACGUCGGCCUUCAGUGGUGCAGGUGGGCUUCCCGUGUUUAGGAGGCCAGGAUGGCGUAGCAGCGUUUGAGGUCACCAUACUGGUCAUGGACGCCGGCGGGAACAUCAUCCUGAGGACACCUCACAACGCCAUCUUCUUCAAGACCUGCCAGAGAGCUAAAUGUCCAGGUGGUUGUCGUAACGGUGGGUUCUGCAACGAGAGACAGGUGUGUGAAUGUCAGGAUGGUUUCUACGGGCCUCACUGUGAGAAAGCCCUCUGCUCUCCCAGGUGUCUGAAUGGUGGACUAUGUAUGAGUCCAGGGGUGUGCAUCUGCCCACCUGGUUACUAUGGAGACGGCUGUGACAAAGCUAACUGCAGCAUCACGUGUUUAAACGGAGGGACGUGCUUCCACCCAGGGAAGUGUAUCUGUCCUGCAGGCUACGAGGGACCACGCUGUGGGAUCAGUAAAUGUCUCCAGCCCUGCAGAAAUGGAGGGAAAUGCACUGGGAAAAACAAAUGCAAAUGUGACAAGGGUUUCCACGGUGACCUGUGUUCCAAGGCUGUCUGUGAGCCCAGCUGUGGAGCCCACGGGACCUGUGUGGAACCUAACAAGUGCCUGUGUAAGGAGGGCUGGCACGGACGCCACUGUAACAAGAGAUACAGAGGAGGUGCCCCUAACACCCAUCGUCUCUCAUCAGGCCCUAAACACAAGCCUCAGCAGCCCUCCUCCUCUGCCAAGGAGGUGAAAGACGUCCCCGAUGCCGACAUCCCAGCAGAGACCAAUUACGUGGUAUAAGAGCUGGGUCCAGACAACGACACCUGGGUUCAAGCACUAUUCAACAUCUUUCAGAUACUUUCAGCGUCUGCUCGAGUCCGAUUGGCAGUGCCUGGUGGGCGGGGCCUGGUGUGCGGGGUCUGAUGGGUUGGGUUUGAUGAGAGGGGUUUUUGAUGGGGGGAUUUUGCGGUUUUAGGACUGUGCUACUGGUCUGUUAAACCAGGCAAACUCAAUCAACAAUAUAUUAAGCAUGUUGAACUAUUUGAAGUACUAUUUGAACCCAAGUCUGCAGAUAACCCCACCAGUCCCCCAGCACCUCCUCCUCUCCUCUGUGGUAGACUACUUAUACCCAUACGUGAUGUUAUACACCAGUCCCCCAGCACCUCCUCCUCUCCUCUGUGGUAGACUACUUAUACCCAUACGUGAUGUUAUACACCAGUCCCCCAGCACCUCCUCCUCUCCUCUGUGGUAGACUACUUAUACCCAUACGUGAUGUUAUACACCAGUCCCCCAGCACCUCCUCCUCUCCUCUGUGGUAGACUACUUAUACCCAUACGUGAUGUUAUACACCAGUCCCCCAGCACCUCCUCCUCUCCUCUGUGGUAGACUACUUAUACCCAUACGUGAUGUUAUACACCAGUCCCCCAGCACCUCCUCCUCUCCUCUGUGGUAGACUACUUAUACCCAUACGUGAUGUUAUACACCAGUCCCCCAGCACCUCCUCCUCUCCUCUGUGGUAGACUACUUAUACCCAUACGUGAUGUUAUACACCAGUCCCCCAGCACCUCCUCCUCUCCUCUGUGGUAGACUACUUAUACCCAUACGUGAUGUUAUACACCAGUCCCCCAGCACCUCCUCCUCUCCUCUGUGGUAGACUACUUAUACCCAUACGUGAUGUUAUACACCAUUAUUACCACACCUACCUAUCCUCAGCCCCUCCCACUACCUAGCUACCUUAGAUAGCUAUCCUCAGCCCCUCCCACUACCUAGAUACCUAUCCUCAUCCCCUCCCACUACCUAGAUACCUAUCCUCAUCCCCUCCCACUACUUAGAUACCUAUCCUCAUCCCCUACCACUACCUAGAUACCUACCCUCAUCCCCUCCCACUACCUAGAUACCUUAGAUACCUACCCUCAUCCCCUCCCACUACCUAGCUACCUUAGAUACCUACCCUCAUCCCCUCCCACUACCUAGAUACCUUAGAUACCUAUCCUCAUCCCCUCCCACUACCUAUAUACCUUAGAUACCUACCCUCAUCCCCUCCCACUACCUAGAUACCUACCCUCACCCCCUCCCACUACCUAGAUACCUAUCCUCAUCCCCUCCCACUACCUAGAUACCUUAGAUACCUACCCUCAUCCCCUCCCACUACCUAGAUACCUACCCUCAUCCCCUCCCAC